AAGAAAACGAGCAUAAAGCCAAUUAGAGUGACACAUUAAGAACCUAUUUCUUUCUCUCUCUUUCAACUCCUGAGAAACUUAAAGAAAGAGAGAAAAAAUGGCAGUGUCGACUGUAGUCUACACAGUCCAAUCCUUGAACUCAACAUGCUCAUCAAUCUCAACACCCACCACUAAAACCCACUUGGGAAUCCAACAAAGACAAGUGUUGUUCUAUGGUAAAAAGACACACAGGGGCAGAAUGAGAAGUGGUGAGAUAAGAUGUUCAGGGGACACAAUCGUAAUUGGACUAGCAGCAGACUCAGGGUGUGGGAAAAGUACCUUCAUGAGAAGGUUGACCAGUGUGUUUGGAGGUGCAGCAGAGCCACCAAAGGGAGGGAAUCCUGAUUCCAACACACUGAUAAGUGACACAACGACAGUGAUAUGUUUGGAUGAUUAUCAUUCAUUGGAUAGAACAGGGAGGAAAGUGGAAGGGGUUACAGCAUUGGAUCCAAGAGCCAAUAAUUUUGAUCUUAUGUAUGAACAGGUUAAGGCUCUUAAAGAUGGUAUCGCUGUUGAUAAGCCUAUUUAUAACCAUGUCAGUGGUCUUUUGGAUCCCCCAGAGCUCAUCAAGCCCCCUAAGAUCCUUGUAAUUGAAGGCCUUCAUCCAAUGUAUGAUCAGAGAGUACGAGACCUCUUGGACUUCAGUAUCUACUUGGACAUCAGCGAUGAUGUUAAAUUUGCGUGGAAAAUUCAGAGGGACAUGGCAGAGAGAGGACACAGCCUUGAAAGUAUUAAAGCUAGUAUUGAGGCUAGAAAGCCAGAUUUUGAUGCUUAUAUCGACCCACAGAAGCAAUAUGCAGAUGCGGUUAUAGAAGUGUUGCCUACACAGCUGAUCCCGGAUGACAAUGAAGGGAAGGUGUUGAGAGUGAAGCUGAUAAUGAAAGAGGGAGUGAAAUACUUCAAUCCUGUUUACUUAUUUGAUGAAGGAUCCACCAUCUCAUGGAUCCCAUGUGGAAGGAAGCUCACCUGUUCUUACCCUGGUAUCAAAUUCGCCUAUGGCCCUGAUUCUUACUUUGACAAUGAGGUGUCUGUGUUGGAGAUGGAUGGGCAAUUUGACAGACUGGAUGAGCUGAUCUAUGUUGAGAGCCAUUUGAGCAACAUCUCCACCAAAUUCUAUGGAGAAAUCACCCAACAAAUGUUGAAGCAUUCAGACUUCCCAGGAAGCAACAAUGGCACUGGUUUAUUCCAAACCAUUGUUGGUUUGAAAAUUCGUGAUCUUUUUGAACAACUCACAGCUGCCAAGGCCUCAGCUCCAUUGGAAGCUACAAAAGCUUAAAGUAAAACAAACAAAACAACAAAAAUCCUAAAACCUCUGUUUUCAUGUAAAAUUAUUCCCCAUUCCCAUAUGUGUAUUUAGUUCCCUUCCUCUGUGCUAUGGAUAUCUGUAAUAUAGAGAAUCAAAUUCUUGAAUGAAAUAUUGAGAUGAUCACACACCA
This is a messenger RNA of Lactuca sativa (garden lettuce), 1475 nucleotides long. RefSeq names its product phosphoribulokinase (gene PRK). Gene Ontology annotation, molecular function: phosphoribulokinase activity; ATP binding. Gene Ontology annotation, biological process: carbohydrate metabolic process. The record is from RefSeq and is a predicted model, not a curated record. NCBI's taxonomy places the organism in Eukaryota, Viridiplantae, Streptophyta, Magnoliopsida, Asterales, Asteraceae.